Crotalus tigris (Tiger rattlesnake) is the source of this 1268-nucleotide messenger RNA. It is a transcript of the gene RWDD2A, whose product is annotated as RWD domain containing 2A. The coding region runs from base 272 to 1147 and encodes 291 amino acids. Lineage: Eukaryota; Metazoa; Chordata; Lepidosauria; Squamata; Viperidae. The transcript has 4 exons. The record is from RefSeq and is a predicted model, not a curated record. Gene Ontology annotation, molecular function: protein binding.
CUGGAUUGCGUGGCGCUUCCUGGCCCACGUCCUUCAUCUGCAGCCAUGUGAGCUGGCCGGUCGGGUACGUGCUCCUCUGCAAUCAAGCGCGUAGGUCGGCUCCGGGAUUUGUACGACCAGCUCUGACAGAAAUCUUAGGCGGAAGAACAAUAGUAGGACAUUUCAAAAGCUGGACCAUUGACCGGGCAAAAUUAUUCUUCUUUAGUUCUCCUGCACAGGAUCCUCUCUUGGAUAUCUCUAAGAACAGGUGACUGAAGCUGCAUCUGUCAGGAUGUCCAGCAAUAUAAAAGAUAGUCUUGAGCUUCAAGUGGCGGAAUUGGAAAUGCUUUUGUCUAUGUUUCCUAAUAAAAGAGAAGUAACUCUUCAAGAUGAAAAUAUUUUCCAGAAUAUUCAGAGGUACCUGAACAAUACAACUGAAAAUCUCCCGCCUAAAAUUGAGUAUUCAGUUGCUGUUCCUAUAAAUGAAACCAAGGCCAUUGUAGAUUUGCAGGUGGAAUUGCCUCACAGUUACCCCUACGUGACACCACAACUUUUUGCGAGAUCAGAUGCACUAGACAGGCAACAACAGUUGCAGCUCAAUAAAGAUCUUACAUCUUACAUUGCUUCUUUGGAGCCUGGAGAACUUUGUAUAUGUGCAGCUGUUCGGUGGCUACAGGAUAGCAGUACAUUCGAAGUACAAAAUAGUGAAGUUUGUGAAAGAACAACAAGGAAAGAAAUAGCCAAAGCACACUUUAAACGCAUGUGGAUUUACAGCCAUCACAUAUACCGACAAGAAUUGAGGAAAAAGAUUUUUGAAUAUGCAAAGAAAUUAAAUCUGACUGGCUUCUGUCUAACUGGCAAGCCUGGGGUGAUUUGUGUGGAGGGCACAAAAGAAAACUGUGAAGAGUUUUGGCGUAUUAUUAGAUAUCCUAAUUGGAAGCACAUUUCCUGCAAGCAUCUUGAGACUGGAGAAACAGAAGGAAAUGGGGAAAGUUUUCGUCUCUUUCAGACCUUUGAAGAUUUACAGUUUCAAGCUCAUGGUGAUUAUGGAUUAAGAAAUGACUAUCAUAUGGACCUUGGUCAAUUCCUAGAAUUUCUUAAGGUUCAUCAAAGUGAGCACAUAUUUCAGAUCUUGUUUGGCGUUGAAGGAAAAAUUCCUGACACUUAGCACAAGAACAAAUGUGCUAGGAGGACGGUUCUCAGUUAUAUUGGUAUGAAAUCAAGGAGGACUGCUGUGAUUAUACUGUAUAAUAUGAUAAAAUAAAAUACAGCCUUUAUAUAUUUCAAAA